UCUAGUAGUUAAACCUUUGGCAGCACCACCUGACUCACAAGUAAGUCACCCCACCCCAGAAAACACCACCGGAAAACAAAAUGGGCGACCCAUGGCAGGAGGCAUAUGACUUUGCUGUUGAAGUGGCGAGAAAAGCUGGAGCGGAAAUUAGGAAAGCUGGGGAGAGUGAAAUAAGGGUGAUGACAAAGAGCUCCACGGUUGACCUCGUCACGAAAACCGAUGAGAGGGUGGAAAAAAUCAUCAUUGGGUCUCUUAAAGAGAAAUUUGGCACACACUGCUUCAUUGGGGAGGAGUCCGUUGCAAAGGGGCAGGCGUGUGACUUGACUGAAAAACCUACAUGGAUCAUAGACCCAGUGGAUGGCACCACAAACUUUGUGCAUGGGUUUCCAUUCGUGGCUGUGUCUAUCGCCUUUGCCGUCAAUAAGGAGCUGGAGUUUGGCGUGGUGUACAGCUGCUUGGAGGACAAGAUGUAUAAAGCCAGGAAGGGAAAGGGAGCUUUCUGUGAUGAUGAAGCGAUUCAGGUGUCUGAUGUAAAAGAUAUCCAUAAGUCCAUUAUAAUUUCUGAGCAUGGAACUGACAGAAGCAAGGAAAAAGUGACAAAGAUCUUCUCCACCAUGCAGAAGAUUCUCUGCAUUCCAGUGCAUGGGCUGCGUGGGUCUGGGACAGCUGCCACUAACAUGUGUCUGGUGGCAACGGGGGCGGUGGAGGCCUUCUUUGAGAUUGGGAUCCACUGCUGGGACAUUGCUGCUGGAGCAGUUAUAGUGAAAGAAGCCGGAGGAGUACUAAUGGAUGUUGAUGGGGGACCGUUUGAUUUGAUGUCUCGAAGGAUGGUUUCAGCAAACAAUGAGGUUAUUGCUAAGCGGAUCAUCAAGGAAAUUGAAAUAUUCCCAGUGGCGAGGGAUGACGAGCCAGUGCAGGAGAAAUGAGAAUGCAUUUCAAAAUUGCUAUCAGAAGAAAAGUCCACUCUUUUGUAUCUGUAUGUCUUAAAAGCGUCUGCUGUAAUCACCACUGAUUGUCUGCAUUUGCAUACUGGGUGUGUUUCAUUGGCUGUGCAUGAUUUCAAUUGUCCAAAUGAAGUAACCUUCUGGUUACAUGUGAUUGCCCUUUUGUGAUUUGUAAAUAAAAAUAUUAAGUGAAGUAG
This is a messenger RNA of Scatophagus argus, 1141 nucleotides long. RefSeq names its product inositol monophosphatase 1-like. The record is from RefSeq and is a predicted model, not a curated record. The transcript is spliced from 9 exons. Gene Ontology annotation, molecular function: inositol monophosphate 1-phosphatase activity. Gene Ontology annotation, biological process: signal transduction; phosphatidylinositol phosphate biosynthetic process; inositol metabolic process. NCBI's taxonomy places the organism in Eukaryota, Metazoa, Chordata, Actinopteri, Scatophagidae. Bases 81 to 926 code for a protein of 281 amino acids.